This is a messenger RNA of Jaculus jaculus (lesser Egyptian jerboa), 1055 nucleotides long. RefSeq names its product T cell immunoglobulin and mucin domain containing 4 (gene Timd4). Bases 1 to 1026 code for a protein of 341 amino acids. Lineage: Eukaryota; Metazoa; Chordata; Mammalia; Rodentia; Dipodidae. The transcript has 8 exons. The record is from RefSeq and is a predicted model, not a curated record.
AUGUCCAAAGGACCUCUCCUCCUCCUCUGGCUGGUGGCGGAGCUUGGGUGGCUUUUUCUGAUGUCAGCUGCUUCAGAACUGACUGUGACAGGGUUUUUGGGUCAGUCGGUGACUUUGCCCUGCCUGUACUCAUCCUGGUCUCAGAGAAGGAUUAGCAUGUGCUGGGGCAAAGGCUCAUGUCCCAAGUCUAAGUGUGGCCAGGAGCUGGUCUACAAAUAUGGGAUGGCCAUGACCUCCAGCAAGUCAUCAAGAUACAAUCUUUGGGGAAAUAUCCAAGAAGGCGACCUCUCCUUGACCAUCUCAAAAACCAACGAGGGUGACCGUGGGUUGUACUGCUGCCGCAUAGAGGUGCCUGGCUGGUUCAACGAUGUGAAGAAGAACAUCCGCUUGGAGCUGGUGAGAGCCCCAACCACCACAAUAACCUCUCGCAUAACCACCACCCGUCGUGUGACAACUGCCACCCCUCGUGUGACAACAGCCACAACGCUGUUUCCGACAACAGUCAUGACCACACCUGACUUAACAACUGGAACACCACUUGAGACAAGGAUCACUUCUGUCCUCUCAACUACCACAACCACGUGUCCCCUGACAAUGUCCAGCUCCCUCCCCGAGGGAAACACAGGUCUUCUGCCCACUGACACUGUCACAGAAGGGCUUGUUAUCACUGAAGGAUUGGAAGCUUUUCCUCAUCCCAGUGACUCCUCAGGAAGCACCAAGGCCCCUUCCACAGCCCCUCCCCUGCUCACAUCUGAAGCAUCUGAUAAAUCCAUAACUGCGCAGAGUAAAGAUGAACCAAGUGAGAGAGAACAGGUGGACAAGCACACCAGUAGCCUGAUCACUGCUGCUGGCCUGGGCUUGCUGCUGCUCACGGCCUCACUGCUGGCCUAUUUCCUUAGAGGGAAAGUCACGAGAAGCAAUUGUUUGCAGAAACACAAGAGGCUGGACCACGCUGGGGAGAGACAGGACGUCCUCAACGAUGCACAGCACGCCAGAGAUGACGAGGAUGGGCUCUUCACCCUCUAACCUGCUACUCUUCCUUAGGCUUGAGCAUG